Copidosoma floridanum is the source of this 2330-nucleotide messenger RNA. RefSeq names its product complex I assembly factor ACAD9, mitochondrial. Lineage: Eukaryota; Metazoa; Arthropoda; Insecta; Hymenoptera; Encyrtidae. The record is from RefSeq and is a predicted model, not a curated record. Gene Ontology annotation, molecular function: flavin adenine dinucleotide binding; acyl-CoA dehydrogenase activity.
CUCUCGCACGAUGGACGCAGAAUAUCGUCUGCAUUUCAAAAAAGUAUGAGUUUGACAGUGUAAAUUAAAUACUUAGUUGACGUUUGAAAAUUAAUAUUCCGAGGCAGAUUAAAAUGUUGAUAUCACGAUUCGUGACAAGACGCGCGAAAAAUGCUUACUUUCAUCAAGUGCCGAGGUGCCUGGCCACCCAGGCAAAGCCAAAAUCAGAAGUCAUGGAUUUUAAGAAGCAAAGGUUACCAGCAGCCCAGCCAAAAAAGCCAAAAAGGGAACCCUUCGCGAAAAAUCUGUUUUUGGGAAAAUUCGAUUACGAAUUCUUGGCAUAUCCUGAGCCUCAGCGUUGGGACAGAUGGAAUGAAUUUCAAGAAUGGAUAAUGCCUCUCAAAGAAUACAUGAAUACAGUGAAUCAACAAGAGUUUGAGAGCUCAAACAAAAUACCUCCUCAUGUGUUGCAAAGUUUACGAGAGAUGGGAAUAUUUGGGGCUAGAAUACACGAAGACUACAAGGGUCAGAAUCUCUUGCAAUCGGAGUUCAUGCAAGUUCUCGAAACGGUUGGUAAAAUACCCGCCCUUGGUUUUUUCCUUUUAAAACAGGGUGUCCCAGCAAUUGACAUUUUCAACAAGUAUGGCACAGUUGAACAAAAAUUCCAAUACCUACCUAAAAUAGCCACAGGCCAAUCUUUGGCUAGUGUCGCGUUACACGAGGCUACAACCGGCCCCAUGGCCAGUGACAUGGAGACCACAGCUAUCCUUGACUUAAACGAAGAGUACUGGCUACUAGACGGAGAAAAAAUCUUUGUGCCUAAUACCGACCUCGCAGAUGUGUUUAUAGUAUUUGGACACGCGAUGCAUAGUGGCAGUUUAGAAAAGCGUCCUGAAAUCGUUUCUUCCUUCAUCAUUGAACGUGAUACCGAGGGUUUAACUGUCAUUGACAGUCCAAUGGAGACAUUGGGACUAAAGGGUUUCAACUGCAGUAAAAUAAUUUUAAAAAACGUCAAAAUACCCAAAAGCAAUAUGUUAGGACAAGUAGGCGACGGAGCUCGACAGAUUGUAGACAUGUUCACCAACAGCCGGCAUUUUGUCGCCGCACUUAUGAUUCCACUGCUCAAGAACCACGUGAACCUUUUGACUAACUACUGUUUGCACAAAAAGUAUUUCGAAAAGCCACUUCAUGACGCGACUUUUGCUCAAAGUGCCAUUACCGAGCUCAACUACACAAUUUACGCGAUCGAGAGCGUACUUUACUUGACGACUGCUAUGAUGGAUUUGUACGAGGAUCAGGAUGUCCACCUCGAGUCAGCCCUCGUCGAACAGUUUGCUGUUCAAGAGGCUUUGAAAGCAUUGCACGAAUCCAUGUGGCUGGUUGGACCAAGUGUUUGCUCCACUAUAAUGCCUUAUCAGCAGAUUUUAAGAGACGCAUUUACAUUGGCAAACUUUGAGACACAACUGCACGACACAAAAAUUUAUUCUGGCCUGUUGGGUCUUACUUAUUACGGACAAGAGUGCGUCGAGGCCAUUCGUAAAAUUAGGAAUCCCUUAAUGUACCCGAAAUUCUUAUAUCAGAGGUUGUUCAAAAACAACUUGAUCAAUCUGAAACUCCACGAGUACCUGCACUUGUCGCUGCGUGAUUGUACAAACUUUGCUGAUGGUUCUAUAUACAUUCUAAAAACACAAACAGAGCAACUGCUCGUACGCUACGGUAUUGAAAGUAGUGAGCAGCACCGCGAUCUUCAGCGACUCAGUGACAUAGUUUCGUAUAUUUAUAGUCUCGUUGGUGUGCUGGGCAGAGCUUCGAGAUCUUAUUGUAUUGGGAAUAGAUUUUCAGAAAUUGAGAUUAUAAUCAGUCGACUUCUUGCAUUCAGAUAUCACCAGCGAAUAAAAACACUUUCCGAAGACCUGAACAAUGGCAAGUUUAUCAACGGCGACCACGCGAGUCAGGAACUGUCGCUCAAGAACUUUGAGAAUAAAGCUUAUUACAUGAGCCAUCCAUUGCAAAGGAAUUAUUAAUUUUUUUUUCGUUAAAUAAUAACGAAAAUGUAUAUUGUACAUGAACAGCCCUUAAUAUGCAUUUUUUCAUUUGCAUCAAUAUUAUUAUUUUGAUUUGAUCAGUACUAGCUGGCUGAGGUCAAAGUAAAUUUUCACGAUGAAGAAAUGCACGUUCUUUACGUAUUUUUAGUUGACACAUACAAUGUCAUUAGAUAACGUUAAGAAGUUUUGCAUUUUCCACAUGCGAAAAUUCGCAUGGGAGCGGUUACUUGUAAACGUGAAUAAAGUUGUACAUAUUCGAAUUAAAAUAUAUUGUUUGUUAAAUAAACUUGCAAGCUUUUCAUUCAA